GGAGGUCACUUCCUGCUGGGCUGGAUGAGGAGGAGCCGGAGACGCCGCGGAGGAGACCGGACCGAAGACGGACCGUGCCGGGGUGAGCAGGAGGCUGAAAAUGAAAGCAGGCUGUAGCAUCGUGGAAAAGCCAGAAGGAGGUGGAGGGUAUCAGUUUCCGGACUGGGCCUAUAAAACCGAGUCGUCUCCGGGCUCCCGGCAGAUCCAGCUGUGGCACUUCAUCCUGGAGCUGCUGCAGAAGGAAGAGUUCCGCCAUGUCAUCGCCUGGCAGCAGGGAGAGUACGGGGAGUUUGUCAUCAAGGAUCCAGACGAGGUGGCCCGCCUCUGGGGCCGCAGGAAGUGCAAACCACAGAUGAAUUACGACAAGCUGAGCCGGGCCCUCAGAUACUAUUACAACAAGAGGAUUCUCCAUAAAACAAAAGGGAAAAGGUUCACGUACAAAUUUAACUUCAACAAGCUGGUGAUGCCCAACUACCCGUUCCUCAACAUUCGGCCAAGUGGUGUGGUUCCCCAGAGCGCACCACCAGUGCCAACGGCCUCCUCCCGGUUCCACUUCCCACCUCUGGACACACCCUCUCCAAGUAGUGACGUGCAGCCAGGGCGCUUCUCUGCCAGCUCCCUGGCGGCCUCUGGCCAGGAGCUGAGUAAUGGCGCUGAGAGGAAGGCGGAACUCUCGGAGCUGGAGGACGGCGCAGCCGACUGGCGCCGGGGCGUGGAUCUCAUGGCCUCCCGGAACGCUGUCGGGGGAGGAGGGAUUGGCCACCAGAAGCGCAAGCCUGACAUCAUGCUUCCGCUGUUCACCAGGCCAGGGCUCUACCCUGACCCUCACAGUCCCUUCUCCGUCUCCCCGAUCGCUGGCCGAGGAAGUGUCCUGAACGUCCCCAUUUCCCCAGCCCUGUCCCUGACUCCCACCAUCUUCUCCUACAGCCCGUCUCCAGGCCUGAGCCCCUUCACCAGCAGCAGUUGCUUCUCUUUCAACCCUGAGGAAAUGAAACACUACCUUCAUUCUCAAGCCUGUUCGGUGUUCAACUACCAUCUGAGUCCCCGGACAUUCCCGCGUUACCCAGGGCUCAUGGUCCCACCACUGCAGUGCCAGAUGCUUCCUGAGGAGCCGGCCCAGUUUUCUAUCAAGCUGCAGCCCCCACCCGUGGGACGCAAGAACCGGGAGAGGGCAGAGAGCAGCGAGCAGCCGGCGGCUGUCCCUGCUCCCACCGCCACAGCUCCUCUGCCCCCGAGAGUUAAGGUGGAGCCUGCCCCUGAGAAGGACCCUGAGAGUCUGCGGCAGUCGGCCCGAGAGAAGGAGGGACGCUCGCAGGAAGAGGGCACUGUGCCAGGCAGGACCACAGAAGAGGGAAAAGGCGCCGUCUUUGCCCGCCCGGCUGCACCCCCUGUCUGGCCCUCUGCACCUAUGAGUGCUCCAAGUGAAGGAUCCCUCGAGGUGACUGAAGACAGUGACGACGGGCCUGGCAAGGAGCCCAGUGCACCUGAGAAGAAAGAAGACGCCCUGAUGCCCCCCAAGCUUCGGCUGAAGCGGCGCUGGAAUGAUGACCCUGGAGCCCGAGGGCUGAGCAAGGGUGGCCGGCCCCCAUGGGACGCACCGGGGCCACGGGGCUUGGCGACGGCAGCCGCGGACGCUUAGACCCGGAGGUGGGGGGGGGGGUUGUCUGUACUAUAAUCAGAUACAUGUAUUUAUGUAGCAAGAUUUCGGGGGGCUUAGACUUGUAUUUUUACGUUUGGGGAUGGGAUGGGGUGUCUUCUGUUGUAAAUUAGGUGGGAGAUGAACACACUUUUUUCCUGGGGAGUAGGACACGGGAAGGGUAUUGACUGAAAGGAGAGACCGCCUCCAUUUCUUGUCGAGGCUCAUACUUUCUGACUAACUCCCAAAGGGCCGAGACACUGCUGGUCCCGUGGUUGUUCAGGUUCCAGACUUUCUUUUCUAUUGUAUUUAUCCAUGGAAAGCCAUCAAUGAACUUAUAUUGCUCCGAGAGAGAGAGAUACCCAGAAGGGAACAGGCGUGGUUGGGAGGUUGGGCGGCUGAGCAGUGAGAGACCAUUGACACGCUGUUUGCCUGAGAUGGUUCUUUAUAAUUGUUUCAGGGGAAGAAUAUGGUAAUCUCAGUCUUACUGGGCGCGGGGUUUCGGAGGUUGCUCUUUGUUUGGCAUUUUUCCUUUUCCUCUAAAAAACUGUUUUCAGGAAACACGAAACGUCUGCCAGUUAGAGUGCAGCUGGGAGGCGCGGGCACAGAGCUGGGCUGCGUGGGUGACACGAGCCCCGCUGUGAAUCCCUGGACUUUUCGCCUACUUCACCUGUUCAGAAGCCAUGAGGAGUUGUACACUCUUGUUCAGGGAAGGAAGAAAGGGCAGGAAGAAGUAACCCAAUGCCUUUAAAAGCAAAGCAGACACAAAAAUGAUCUUUAUUUUUUCUUUUCCAUCGUGGGUUCGGGGAGCCAAACCGGAGCGUGACUGUGCGCGAGGUCACGGAGAGGCAUGACGGCGCUGAAGAGGGCUUUCUGCCGUGUCUGGUUCUCUUAUCGUUUUCUUAAGUCAAGCCUUAACAAUGGACAUACUUAAUGUGAUACGGGUCUGUCAGCUUGAGCCCAUGAAAGGGCGUGGACAACUUUUCAGAUAAUCCAGGAAUGUGGACGAGUGGUUCAGUGCGAGCUGGUAUGUAGUCUCCCGGUUUGGUCUGGUGUGCCUGGAUGGGCAGUCAAGGGCGGUGGCACCUGGAAACGCAGAAGGUAGCUGGGGGCACAGUGGGUGUUUGUGGGACCUGAAGGGAGAGGUGGGCGGCGCUACAGCAGGCAGCCAGAUGCCUGAGCAGGAGGUGAGGCGGUAUCUGUCCUGUCGUGCGCUUGCCGUUCUUGCCAUACCCGUUCCCCAGGUCAUCCCGACUCUCAGGACCGGGGGACUGUUCUGUGUGAGACUCCAGUUUACACAGGAAGUGGUUCUUCAUGGGAAAUGCCCUUCCAUCAACUUCACAGAAUGGGAAAGCAUUGAUCUUAUAUGAAGCAAAAGGGCCUUGGACUGGGGCAGAGAGAGAAGCUGUGUGUGUGUGUGUGUGUGUGCGUGUGUGUGUGUGCGCGUGUGUGCGCGUGCGUGCGUGCGCGCGCGGUGUGUGGACAUACCUAACUAGUUGAGAUCGCUGGACAUGAGGACAGCAGGGAGGGAAGUGACUCCAUAUCUGACAGGAGAGGAGUGGGCAGGGGUGCCGUCGGGAAUGGAGGAGCUCCUGACUCCACCUUAGCCAAAGCGAGCUCUGUACUGGGAAGCGCUGGAGGGCUGUCCUUGACUGUUGGGGGGCGGGGAGCGGGGAGUCUUCAAACUGAGAAGCCUGCAUGAGACAGGGCUCCAGAGAGGUCAGAGCAGUGAGUGAGCGGGUGGCUUGGGAUGAGCCGAGUCUUUCAUGCGGUUUUUGGCAAGUGUCCUCCCCCUUGUUUAAUUCAAAAUCCAUGACUGACUUGUCUCGGCAAAGGGACUGGGGGAGCAGUCCCUAAGGACUCAGGCUGUCUGUGGUCGGUUGUGUUUUUGUCGGCGUCUUUGUCCGCACCUUGACUUACCUCGACUCAGAAAGCAAGCCCGGGCAUGAGGAGGGCUCUCUGCUUGUCACUGCCGAUCUGAGCAGGGAGGCUGGCUGGCCACCCUCUGUCCACUAGAGGGGCGGGCCAGCAGAUGUCGGUAUUAACUCAGGAAUAGAAACAUGAGGCCUUUAAAAUAAGGGAGAGAAAUCCACGAUGCACCCCCGUAACUCCUAGAACCCAAGUGCCAGAACUAAUCCUAGAUGCUGCUUCUGUUUGAACAAAAAGUCACUGCUUUCACACUUGAAAAAAAAACACUCGAAAAAUGUUCAACUCCGUGAAAAAUGUUUUUGGGCUUUAAGAAAUUGUUUGGUUUGUAACUGUCCUUUGAUUGCCAUCUCACCAAUAAACUGGUGGUUGCUUUGCACUGCACACUGGGGCGGGGGCCGGGGUGUGGGAUGGGUCCUUGAGACGUCCUGGGCUCCAGGGCUGGGAAGUGCGUGUUCUCCCUUCAGCCUUCUCCCGGCAGCCCCUGUCACCACCCUGGCACAAAGCCAGUCUUUUCUCUUCUGUGAGCAUCUUGUCACUGUCCAACAGCAGGUGGAAAAAAGGGGGACAAAACCAGAUCUAUUUUCUCACCCCCAUGCUUUCCAAAUUUGGCUGUGCCAAAUGUUUAAAAUUUUGCAACUGUAAAUCUUGAAAUUUCAUUAAUCAAGCACUUGUUCAUGCGAACAGCUUGCUUUUUGACUGUAGAAAAUAGUAGAGAUAUCUUGAGGGCAUUCAGCCUUGCUGAGCUCUUUUUUUUUUUUU
Hipposideros armiger (great roundleaf bat) is the source of this 4324-nucleotide messenger RNA. RefSeq names its product ETS variant transcription factor 3 (gene ETV3). Gene Ontology annotation, cellular component: nucleus. The record is from RefSeq and is a predicted model, not a curated record. Lineage: Eukaryota; Metazoa; Chordata; Mammalia; Chiroptera; Hipposideridae. Bases 101 to 1639 code for a protein of 512 amino acids. The transcript has 5 exons. Gene Ontology annotation, molecular function: DNA-binding transcription factor activity, RNA polymerase II-specific; sequence-specific DNA binding. Gene Ontology annotation, biological process: cell differentiation; regulation of transcription by RNA polymerase II.